UUACUGACUGGGCCAACGAUACAGCAGCAUACACUGGUGUUGGCUUGACAAGUCUGUGGCCAACUCCUGUGUUUCGUCGUGAAUUGUAGCGUGUUCUUGCUACAAACGAGAUUUAUGUAUAAUUUUUUGAAUGGCAACAAGAAUGGGAGAUUAGGAUUGAAAACAUUUCGGCGCGGCGUUCUUCAGAGGAAAAUGAUUCUUCUUUUCGUGGUGUUGGAUAUUUUUUUGUUGUUGUUGCCUGUAGCAAUUUCAUUGGCUGUUGUGGACAUUUUGGAUUCAUUUUAAUGUUCCUUUUUUAAAAUAUUUUUUAAAUAUAUAUAUUUUUUUAACCCAAAUAUCUUAUCAAAUCGAAUACUUGUGUGUCCCCCGUUUUUAUUUUAUUUUAGUCAUACUUUUUGUUUAUUGUCUGACACACUGGACGGUGUUUUUCAGCGAGACGCAAACUCGGUUGCUAAACAACUUUCGAUGGGGAUUGGUCUCGCGCGAAAGAAUGCGUUCGCUAACUGGUUAGCUAGCCAGUUAUCUAGCUAGCUAACGCUACUUUGAGUGGAUGUUUGAAGGGGAAAACGUAGUCGGCCAGCGAAUUUAUACAGUUUAAAAGUUUCGUGUUUAAAAAAAAGGCAAUUUCUGGACUAUAUUAACUAAUUCGACAUCAUUUUACGAUAAGCACCUGUGCUGCUGUUGGGUCUCUCACCUGCCAUCAGCUGGGAUCCAGGGGCCUAGGUCAUAAAUGACAAGUGCCUGAGGAUGUCGAGCAAGCGGAACCUGUUUGUGCGUCUGGUGCCGUGCCGCUGCCUGCGGGGGGAGGAGGAGGCGGUGACGUCUCUGGACUACUCCCACUGCAGCCUGGAGACUGUGCCCAAGGAGAUCUUCAGCUUGGAGAAGACCCUGGAGGAGCUCUACCUGGACGCCAACCAGAUCGAGGAGCUGCCCAAACAACUGUUCAACUGCCAGUUGCUCCACCGGCUGAGCAUGCCAGACAAUGACCUCACGGUGCUGCCUGCGGCCAUCGCCAACCUCGUCAAUCUCAGGGAGCUGGACGUCAGCAAGAACAGUAUCCAGGAGUUUCCAGAAAAUAUCAAGAACUGCAAAGUCCUGGCUAUCGUUGAAGCGAGUGUGAAUCCCAUCUCCAAGCUCCCAGAGGGUUUCACCCAGCUCCUCAGCCUGUCACAGCUCUACCUGAAUGACGCCUUCCUCGAGUUCCUUCCAGCCAGCUUCGGCAGGUUGACUAAACUGCAGAUCCUGGAGCUGAGAGAGAACCAGUUAAAGAUGCUGCCAAAAAGCAUGCACAAGCUCACCCAGUUGGAGAGGCUGGACUUGGGGAGUAACGAGUUCACUGAAGUGCCUGAGGUAUUGGAGCAGCUCACUGGAAUCAAAGAGCUGUGGAUGGAUGGAAACAGGCUGACGUUCCUACCAGGGAGGCUGGGCACUCUGAAGCAGCUGUCCUACCUGGACGUGUCCAAGAACAACCUGGAGAUGGUGGACGAGCAGAUCUGUGGCUGUGAGAGCCUGCAGGACCUGCUGCUCUCUAACAACGCACUCACACAGCUGCCCGGAUCCAUAGGCUCCCUGAAGAAACUAACUGCUCUGAAAGUGGAUGAGAACCAGCUCAUGUAUCUUCCCGACUCUGUCGGAGGGCUGGCAGCCCUGGAUGAGCUGGACUGUAGUUUUAACGAGAUUGAGGCUCUGCCCUCCUCCAUCGGACAGUGUGUCAGCAUACGCACCUUCGCCGCUGACCACAACUUCCUCACACAGCUGCCCCCAGAGAUGGGCAGCUGGAAGAGUGCCACCGUGUUGUUCCUGCACUCCAACAAGCUGGAGUCUCUGCCCGAGGAGAUGGGAGACAUGACCAAGCUCAAGGUCAUCAACCUCAGUGACAACAAGUUGAGGAAUCUUCCCUACAGCUUCACCAAGCUCAACCAGAUGACUGCUAUGUGGCUGUCUGAGAACCAGUCGAAGCCCCUCAUCCCUCUGCAGAAGGAGGAGGAUCCAGAAACCCACAAGACAGUUCUCACCAACUACAUGUUCCCCCAGCAGACCAGGACAGAGGACUACAUCCCCAGCUCUGACAGCGAGAGCUUUAACCCCUCCCUGUGGGAGGAGCAGAGGAAGCAACGGGCCCAGGUGGCCUUCGAGUGUGACGAGGACAAGGAUGAGAGGGAGACGCCUCCGCGGGAGGGCAACCUGAAGCGCUACCCGACACCAUACCCAGACGAGCUGAAGAACAUGGUGAAGACGGCCCAGUCAGUCGCCCACAGGCUGAAGGAGGACGAGUCAGGCAACGAGUCAGGGAAGGAUGCCAGACCUAGCGAGCGUAACCAUGUGGGAGUGCAGGACGUGGGAGUCAAGGUGAUUGAGGCUCCCUGUGCCAACGGCAAGCCAGUGGAGAUGGAGCCCAAAGCGCCUGUCUGUGUCCAGGACUCCACGGCACCCCUGGAGACCUCUGAAUCCUACAACUCCCAGAAGACCUCUCUCCGAACCUCCGACAACACCAGGACCAUGAACCAUGAGGACACCCUGGAGUCUUUUUCUCUGCAGGACUCCGAGGAGCUUUCGUCUGAGGAGGAGGAGAUGAAGAUGGCGGAGAUGAGACCUCCUCUGAUCGAGAUCACCAUCAACCAGCCCAAAGUGGUGGCCCUAAGUAAGAACAAAAAAGAUGACGGUAAAGACGCUGACUCGUUGCUGGACGAGACGGUGGCCAACAGCAAUCAGAACAACAGCAACUGUUCGUCCCCGUCGCGCAUGUCGGACUCUGUGUCUCUGACCACGGACAGCAGCCAGGACAACUCCCUGUGCACCCCCGAGAGAGAGGCCAAGAUGCCCUUCCUACCCAAAAGCAGGCAAGAGGAUGUAAACAUGAACCAGCGUAAGGAGAGCACCCCUCUCCUCCAGAACGGCAAUGGCUCAGCCACGUCCCUGCAGGCCCUCCUGAAGACCCAGCAGGGCUACGAGUCCAAGCCCGAGAAGAUGGUGGUUGACUACGAUCUGUCCAUGGAGAGGCUGGCCUUCAUCGAGAAGGGCAACAACAACGGCAUGGGUGACGCCUACACCAAGUGGGACCAGAUCAACAUGAAUUUGGCCAAGCUGCCGCCUCAGCCGGACAACAUGGUGGUCCAACCGGACGACCGCCCGAACGGCUCAAGCGCCAAGGUGGACUUUAACCACUUGCCUCCCCCAUAUAACAAUGACAACUCUACGGCGCCCAUCACGGACCACUUGAAGAACGGCAACCAGCUGGGCGACCACUUCAAUAGCCACUCCAGCGAGGGACUGGCUGUGUCGCCUAUGAGGGUGGACUCUGCCACGUCGAUGGUGCGGACGGCUUCUGCGGGCGUGACGGCCAGCAGCAACAUGUCUCUGUCUCGCAGCACUGAGGAGCUGUCCCCGGAGAAACGAUGCUCCCCUCCUGUAGUGGCAAAGGCUCAGAGCAUCACCAACAUCGAGGCCGGGGGGAUGAAGCUGUACUCCUUGGACGCUGAGGGGGGCUCCUAUGAGGGUGGCGUUGUGGGCAGGAUGGCCGGAGCCGGCCCGGGGGCCCAGGGCCAGAGCAUCGUCCGCAGCAAGUCAGCCUCCCUGCUCAACGACCAGCCCUUCCAGGUCUACUCCGGUUCCUCAGCUUCCUCCUCCGAUCUGCUCUCCAGCUCCUCCAAGCCUCUCGUCAGCACCGGCCGCUACCCCGUCCCCUCUGGCAUGGCCAUGGGCCCGCCGCCCCAGUACAACGUCCAGUACUCCAGCAGCACCAUGCCCAAAGACGGCCUAUGGACCCAGAGGACCCCCGUCCUCCCCGACCAGGGCUUCCUUCCUCCGCCCCAGCAUUCUCUGGCCAACACCAACUACUCCAACCGCAACCAGGCUCCUCCCUACCUCCUCCAGGCCCAGCAGAGAGGCCCGCCCACGGGGCCCACGCACGGUGAUAUGUGGGCUAAGGAGAGACACCUGCCACUCGUAGGUCAGCCACGGAGCGGCACCCUUCAGAGGCAAAGCAGCAGCAGUUCCUCCAUGGGGGACCCCCGGCGCAUGCAGGUGCCCGAGGGAGAGUACAUGACGUACAGGGACAUCCACACCCUGGGCCGGGGGCCGCUGGCCGUGGCUCAGGCCAUGCAGAGGCCUCUGUCGGCCCGUACCUACAGCAUUGACGGGCCCAGCACCACAAGGCCCCAGAGCUCCAGGCCACAGCCCCAUGAGCUGCCCGAGAGGACCAUGUCAGUCAGCGAUUUCAACUACCAGCACGUCAGCCCCAGCAAGAGGCCCAACGCCAGGGUGAAGUCUGAGCACUCGUUGCUGGAUGGGCCGGGAGGACCGGGAGCAGGUGGAAGGGUACCGGUGGACUGGAGAGAUCAGGUGAUGCGCCACAUCGAGGCCAAGAAGAUGGAAAAGAACGCCUUGUCUCGGUCCUAUAAUUCCAAUUACGCCCCGCUGAGCUGCUCCCACUACGGCAGCUCUCGGGACGUGCACCACUCAAGCAGCCAAGGCUCUCUGGUCUUUAGUGCUGCCGCAGACGGACGGCCUUAUGGAGCCCAGGGCCACUGUGAUGACGUGUUUGGACCUCAAGGGCAGCAGGGCUACACCAUGGACACCCUGCGACAAGUGCCUUCGUUGAACGGUCAGCUGGGCGGUCCGGUGCGUGGCCAGAUGACGUCGUGCCAGACGCCCAUGGCCCGCCACCCCUCCAGAGAGCAGCUCAUCGACUACCUGAUGCUCAAGGUCUCCCAUGGCCAGCAGCCCCAGGGGCCCCCUCCACCACGGGCCGACCAGGACACACUGCAGCAGGAGUUCCGGGUCAAAGUGGAGAAGAACCCAGAGCUUGGGUUCAGUAUAUCAGGAGGAGUAGGAGGACGGGGAAACCCUUUUCGUCCGGACGAUAAUGGCAUCUUUGUGACAAGGGUCCAGCCUGAGGGACCUGCCUCCAAGAUACUCCAGCCUGGAGACAAGAUCCUCCAGGCAAACGGAUAUAGCUUUGUGAACGUUGACCAUGGGAAUGCCGUGGCCCUGCUGAAGACAUUUCCCACCACUGUGGAUAUGAUCAUCGUCCGAGAGUUGGCGGCGUAGAGAGAGACAGACGGGACUGUGGAGAGACGACCUCCAAUCCUUCUUGUUUUUAUAUACAGAGGAGCCUGGUCUAUAAAUAGAAGAACUGAAGUGCUUUAUGGGGAAGAGAACCUUCUAGAGCUUUUGGGAUAACGGGGCCGAACCACUGCAUCAAGUGGACUUAGUGAGGGAGGAGAGGGACCUGGGGAGGGGGAGCAAACAUCUGGAAGCAUGCGUUGUCGACUUAGUCGUCUUAAAGAAGAAGUCACUGUGGGAUAGUCGGUUAUUUUUUUACACAGUGGUCGCAGCAGAGACGGCGUGUGCUCCAACGACACAGAGAUCAACAAAAAGUGCUUUCUGUAUCAUUUUUUUUUUAAAAGAAAAUAAUAUUCCUACAUCAUUCCGGAGUUGUAGUUGCUGUAGUUGAGCAUUAACUGUAGUUGACCACUAGAGGGCAGGGCUCCGUCUGUCUCUCUCUGCCCUCCUUUUUAAAUCAUGUAUUUUUUAUUUUAUUUAAUAGAUGCUGAGACCACUUAUUUGACCUAGGCGACAUUUGAUCUGGGGGACAAUGUUAUGUGCUUUCUCGUGGAGAUGAAUGUAGUGCUGGGUUGCGCUUUCAGAACGAUGUUUAAGAAUCCCCCUCCCCGCCUACUUGCAAUUGUGACAGUUUUCAACCAGGUCCUGUACAUGGUGGAUAGUUGAGAAGGACAAUUAAUUUGCUUCUGCCUCCAUAAAGCCUGUGAGCCACACACUGCAUACAUUUAUUAUAUACUGUCCGCAGUCUAGGAACAGUUUUAGUAGCCUCUGUCCAAUUUGUAAGUCGCUCUGGAUAAGAGCGUCUGCUAAAUGACUUAAAUGUAAAUGUAAAUGGAACCACUGGCUUGGAAUAUCCCUCACCUGAAAAGACCUGCCUGUGCCGUCACUGAACUGCUGACAGACGAGGACACUCACUCCGUCACUGAAUCAGCGACUCCGGUCGCUGACUACUUGGAUGCUGUAAAACACUCUUCGUAUGUGAAAUGGAAUUGGGACUGGGAUAUUGAACAGAUCAUGAUAGGCCCUGACUGUGGGGAAACUGACUGGGAGUAACAAUAUAGGAAUGUCUUUGCUUGGCCUAAAUUAGCCUAGCCAGGAUGUGGGAUAGUGGGUCAGGAGGGAUAGUGGUAAUGUCAGGUCACCAAAACAUGUGUUGAGACCAUGGUCAGGGUUUGGGGAGGUGCUGGUGGGAGUGACGCCCUAUUCCCCAAAGUGCGCUACAUACUAGUGGUGCACUAUAUACAAAGGAUAUAGGGUGUGAUUUGAGAUGCAGCCUGUCAGACUCCGCCCCUUCCACUCAAGACUCCGAGCAGGUUUAGGCCUGGUCUCUGGGCCCCUUCCACUCGUGUUGGUAAGAUUUUAAAGGGCUUCUCCCUCAACUCAGCCACUGGUGACUAGAAAACACUCACAAAACGGUUUGAGAUUAAAAAGGGGUUUAUGUCUGUCUAACAUAUUUUUGUUUAAGUGUGGGAAAACAACCAUAGUUUGCCUUUUUGUGUAUAAAAAUCAUAUUUUUUAGACAUCAAUCUAGGCUUUUCACUCUCUUUUUGUGUUGGGAUAGUGUUUCAUGCAUGGACUGUUUUUUCUCUACGCUAGGGGGGGAUUGAGCUGUUAAGUGCCAUAGACCUUGAACUGUUUGAACAAGGGGGUGGAGGGAGUGACUAUCCUGAGACCCAAGCAAUAUUCACAUAUUUCUCUUCACAACAAACUAAACGCUCUCUUCUUGAGUACACCCCGUGUGACUCGACACAAUGGUUUAAUAGCAAUAGUCAGCGGCUUUAUUUUCAUUCAGAAAGACAUCCAAUUGCAUUUUUUUUAGACCUAUAAAAGGGGAAAAAACACAAGAAGAAACCCUUUUAGUGAUGGCUGAUUGUUAUCCAUGAUUUUAUAUUGUAAAGAAUCUUUUCUAAUGAAAAAAAAAAACAUGGGGAGUUACAUUUUUAGCAAAGAAAGUCCAAUGUAAAAGUCUGCAUUGUAUAAUAGUGAAUGCUCUUGCGUCACUCAGCCCUAGGCUUACAUAUGAGUUGCAGGCUUUCCCAAACUUGACUGCUCGGAAAACUGUUCAAACCAACUGGUUACGUGUAUCUGUGCAAACAUUAAUAACUUUUACCCCAAUUAUAAAAUAAACUCAAUCCGAGCUGCAAAGUCAUUUGUAAUGUUUCUAAUUGAAUAGUGUCACAAGUUAUAAAAAUGCAUUUAAAACCUUUUACGCUUUGUCCACUUGGUGUAAUCAACAGUCUAUAGAUGUAUGUGUUGUUUGCAUGAAUUCACCCAAUGAAUUGUCUAUUUUGAAAAUUGAAUCCAUGAAACCUUUUUAGAAAUAUUUCCUAUAGAAAGCAAACGAUCCAAUUCAAAGAUCUCUACAAGUUAUUAUCCCACUGAACCUUUUUUGUAAAUCGAUUGUAAUGCAAACACUGAAUUGUGACAGAGCGUAUAUAAAGUACUUAUCAGAGAUUGAUCAUUGUUUUGGUUUUUCCCACACAUUUAAUGGCAAUGUCGUUAUCCAAAUCCUUCGCAAAUUCCAAAAGGUAUGCAUGUAAUUCAUUGUCACUUUAUGCGUACAGCUAAAGAUUAUACUCAUGUUACUGUCAACUUGUGACUCGAAUAGAAAACAUUGUCAAUGUUUGCUCCCCUUUUUUCCAUUUUGAAUUCCAACUGAACAUUGCUCCCAAAUGAAACUGUACCGUUUUUUUUUAAGCAACUGCAGACCCAGUGGCUCAUAACUGUAGAUAUUUGUCAUUGGUCAAUGUUAGCCUAGAGAGGUAACAUAUUGACUUAAGGUUUCUCUCCUGCAUUUCCCGCCUGCAAGAUUACUGUACAUCAUGUUUUAAAUUAGAACAUUGUAAUUAUGCUUGUGUGCUGUUUUGUUGUGGGCACUGUGUUAUUUUACUUUCUUUCUGGGAAUAGGAACAAUCUAAUGAGAUUUCUCGGGUCAAUGUCAUAUUUAGACCUUGUACAAUCUGGGACUAAAACCUAGGGGGUCACCUGUCUGCCAUAUCCAAGAUAAACUGGUCUUCUCUUCAUUCUCCCACCUUGUUUUAAUUUAUUUAACUCAGUCUCCUGUGACUUUUUAGACAUUACUAAUCAAAAUGUAAAUACUUUUAAAAAAGUUAAGAAAUCAAUUAAUCAUGGCAUUAGACACUCAGAGUUUGUAAAACCAGCAAUAAAUUGCAACGCAGACACAACCCGUUUCAUUGUAUAGCUAUUUCAAAGGUUUCUCUGGAAACGGCUACAGUAAGAUGAUUGAUAUGCAUUCAUUCAACAUUCCAGAUUUUGUAUAUAACAAUACUGUUUCUGAGUUAACCUGUGGAAAAUAAGAAAUAAACUAAUGCUCUUUACAAUA
Messenger RNA from Oncorhynchus gorbuscha (pink salmon), 8407 nucleotides. Its product is annotated as erbin-like. The record is from RefSeq and is a predicted model, not a curated record. The transcript has 27 exons. NCBI's taxonomy places the organism in Eukaryota, Metazoa, Chordata, Actinopteri, Salmoniformes, Salmonidae. Gene Ontology annotation, biological process: neurotransmitter receptor transport, endosome to postsynaptic membrane; neurotransmitter receptor transport postsynaptic membrane to endosome. Gene Ontology annotation, cellular component: postsynaptic membrane; postsynaptic density; adherens junction. Gene Ontology annotation, molecular function: protein binding. Bases 748 to 5049 code for a protein of 1433 amino acids.